This is a messenger RNA of Rotaria sp. Silwood1, 2196 nucleotides long. NCBI's taxonomy places the organism in Eukaryota, Metazoa, Rotifera, Eurotatoria, Philodinida, Philodinidae. The record is from the annotation of a GenBank genome assembly.
AUGCUCAUUGAUGAACAAGGAAAUAUUGCACCAAAUCAUGAACAAAUAACAUAUAUGCCUGCUCAUCAUUGUAGUACAAAAUUUAAUAUCUAUCUACUUUAUCCACAUCGUCCUAAACAUUCAUCAUCAAAUUAUUCUAUUCGUAUUGAUCUUUUUGACAAAUCAACGUUACAUUAUUGGACAAGUUGGUAUUUACCUGUUCCAUUUCAGUUUCUUCCUGUUAAUCGAAUAUCAACUCAGUUAACCAUUCCUCAAGUACCACAAAAUAAACCAUGUACUUUGUCCUGUGGAGAACAUGGUCAAUGUAUGAAAUAUGCAAACAUGAAUAAUUCAGUUUUUUGUCGAUGUGAUCAAGGAUAUUCUGGUAGUUUCUGUAAUAUCACACAUCAAUGUCAAUGUUCAAAUGACUCAUUCUGUCUUGCUCCAUCUAUUUGUGUGUGUUCUUUGAAUAUGUUCGGCUCACAUUGCUACUUGAAAAGACCAAUAUGUCAAUCAAUGAACAAUCCAUGUCAACACAAUGGACUUUGCAUACCAAUUGAUGAUCGCAUUAGUUUACAUGGAUUUAUCUGUGUUUGUAUAGAAGGUUAUCAAGGUGAACGAUGUCAAUAUAGAAGUAAUCAAAUUGAUAUUCAUAUAGAUAAGACAAUACUAACAAUAAGCUCAUCAUUUAUUCUACAUUACAUAAUCGCAUUUGACAGACAUACAAAACAUGAACGAAUAACUACACUGAAGAAGGUUGCUUUCGGUUACAAUUCUAUGACUAUUUAUGUACAACAACCAUUUAACAUUCUUUUCAUACAAAUACCUGGAGGUAAUUAUUAUCUAAGUGUAGUAAGAGAAAGAUUUGUACCAUCAGAAUAUAUUCAUACUCAAGUAUCAUCAAAAAAUCGUUGUUAUCCAGUUCAUUAUCUUUUUAAUGAUACUUUUCGUCAGUAUGAGCAUUUACGUCGAGUGAAAUAUUAUCCACUUUUAUGUCGUCAAGAUUCACAAUGGAUGUGUUUUUAUGAUGAAUACUACAUGUGUAUAUGUGAUAGUGAUCGCUUUUCCAAUUGCUUUCACUUUAAUAACACAAUACAAUAUGAUUGUAGUGGAAAAAAUCUUUGUUAUAAUGAUGGUCGAUGUUUUCUUAACAAUGAAACUUGUCCAACAACGUUUAUUUGUGUAUGUAAUGAUUGUUUUUAUGGAAGACAAUGUCAGUUUUCAACAAAAGGUUUCAUAUUUUCACUUGAUCCAAUACUUGGAUAUCAUAUUAAACCAAGUAUUUCACUUCAUCGACAACCAUUUAUUGUCAAAUUCAGUAUUGCUAUUAUUACAAUAAUGUUGAUAUCAGAAUUAAUCAUGGGUUCAUUAUCUAUAGCUACAUUUCGAUUGAAAAGAUCAAGAGAAGUUGGUUGUGGUUAUUAUCUUUUAGUAUCAUCAAUUAGUUCAAUGUGUAUGAUUAUUGUAUUAACAAUUAAAUUCUGGCAACUUGUUCUUUCACAAAUGUCAAUCAUAACUAAUCGAUCAAUACUUUUUGUUAAUUGUAUUUCAAUUGAAAUAAUUCUUAAAUCUUGUUUAGCAUCAAGUGAAUGGCUUAAUGCUUGUGUAGCUGUUGAAAGAAUGUUUAAUGUCAUCAAAGGUGUAACAUUUAGCAAAAAGAAGAGUAAGAUAAUAGCUAAACGAGUCACUUUCGUAGUAAUUAUUUUAACAAUACUUACACAUAUUCAUGAUCCAGUUCAUCGAGAAAUAAUUAAUGAUUUGGAUGGUGAUGAACAAAGAAUAUGGUGCUUAUCUCAAUAUUCAUCUACAAUUACAAAAUACAAUAUAUUUAUUACUCUUUUUCAUUUUCUUGUUCCUUUUUCAAUUAAUUUGAUCUGUGCUUUAGUACUUAUUAUAGGAGCAGCUCGUAGUCGUUCUAAAGUAGGAUCGGAACAAUCAUUAAAUCAACAUGUACAAUGGAAGCUUAGACAACACAAACACAUAAUAAUUGCACCUAGUAUCUUGUUAUUAUUAGGUUUACCGCGUUUGAUUAUUUCAUUCACAUCUAGAUGUAUGCGAUCACCACGUCAACCUUGGUUAUAUCUGAUUGGAUAUUUUUUAGCUUUUGUACCAUCCAUGUCAACAUUAUUUGUGUUUGUUUUACCAUCAAAAGUUUACAGAAGUGAAUUCAAUAAAACAAGGCAGCAAUGGAUUCGACGACUUCGUCAAAGACCUUGA